Molecule: messenger RNA, 2126 nt
Organism: Pelmatolapia mariae (spotted tilapia)
Lineage: Eukaryota; Metazoa; Chordata; Actinopteri; Cichliformes; Cichlidae
Gene: mtnr1aa
Product: melatonin receptor 1A a
Exons: 2
Coding region: 390-1442 (350 amino acids)
Biological process (GO): G protein-coupled receptor signaling pathway
Cellular component (GO): plasma membrane
Molecular function (GO): melatonin receptor activity
Source: RefSeq, a predicted model, not a curated record
CCUCGAAAUAAAAGCGCUCCUCUGCGAACUGUUUGGUCACAUGCUGCGAUGGUUUGAAGUGGCGGCUUCAUGUCACACAUGCGUACCGACAAAGUGAAUGGCACACGGACGCAGAAGUGACACCGAGGCGACCAGAGAGAGGGGGAGGCUGCCAGAGCUGAUCCGCGGUAGUUGGGCAGAGCUCACUUUGGCGGAGAGGAGAAAGAAGAAGAGGAAGAAGAAGGAGCAGCAGCGGCGCGUGGAGGGGAUGAAGAUGAACCCCGCGGGAGGUUAUAGGAUCCCACCACCACCACCAGCAGCAGCAGCAGCAAAGACUCCGAGACCCGGGCUCUAGGAGUGCAGGGUGAAUUUGGCUCAGUUUGAGAAAGUUCGGCGACUGUAGCUGUACAAUGGUUAUCAAUGGGUCUCACCUGAACAGCUCCUCACCAGACCCAGCUGACACCGUCCUGAACCGCCCGCCGUGGGUUGCCACAACUUUGGGGUGUUUCCUCAUCUUCACUACGGUCGUUGACAUCCUGGGCAACCUCCUGGUCAUCUUCUCCGUUUAUCGAAACAAAAAGCUCAGGAACGCAGGGAACAUCUUUGUGGUGAGCCUGGCAGUGGCAGACCUUGUGGUGGCCAUCUACCCAUACCCUCUGGUCCUCACCUCCAUCUUCCACAAUGGCUGGAACCUGGGUUACGUCCACUGCCAAAUCAGCGGCUUCCUCAUGGGUGUCAGCGUCAUCGGCUCCAUCUUCAACAUCACCGGCAUCGCCAUCAACCGAUACUGUUAUAUCUGCCACAGCCUCAAAUACGAUAAACUGUACAGCGACAAAAACUCUGUCUGCUAUGUGUUGUUAAUCUGGGCGCUGACUGUUGUUGCCAUCGUGCCCAACCUGUUUGUGGGCUCGCUUCAGUACGACCCGCGGGUUUAUUCCUGCACAUUUGUUCAGUCGGCCAGCUCCGCGUACACCAUCGCCGUGGUCUUCUUCCACUUCAUUUUACCCAUCAUGAUUGUCACCUACUGCUACCUGCGCAUUUGGAUAUUGGUCAUACAGGUAAGGAGACGGGUCAAGCCAGACAAUCGACCCAAGUUGACGCCACAUGACGUUAGGAACUUUGUUACCAUGUUUGUGGUGUUUGUGCUCUUUGCCGUGUGCUGGGCACCGCUAAACUUCAUCGGACUGGCUGUAGCGAUCAAACCGGAGGUUGUGAUUCCCCUCAUCCCUGAGUGGUUGUUCGUGGCCAGCUACUUCAUGGCCUACUUCAACAGCUGCCUUAAUGCCAUUGUGUAUGGCGUGCUGAACCAGAACUUCCGGCGCGAGUACAAGCGUAUUGUAGUGUCAGUGUGCACGGCUCGCAUCUUCUUCCAGGACAGCUCGAAUGAUGCAGGGGAGCGGCUCAAGAGUAAACCGUCACCGCUAAUGACCAACAACAACCAGGUCAAAGUGGACUCUGUCUGAAACAGAACUCAGAGACAUAAAACCAGUAGGCGGUUACUGAGAGUAUGAGGAAGAAAAGGAAAAAAAAAGCUGAGUAAGAAAAAUACCAAAUAUAAACCACAAACAGCUUCUGUCGGGACUCAUACGGUGCUAUCUGAUAUCUGAACAAUCACAGCAAGAACAGGGGUGCGUAAUAUCUUUGUCUCUUAUCGAGCACUUUUGUUUGACUCUGCAGUCCCUGUAGUACAAAACAAUAUAUGAUGUCUGUUUUGUUUUCAUGUUUACAAUGAUGAUAUAAAUGUAUCAUUAAAUAUAUAAGUAUUUAUUUUGUAUGAAAUGCCAUGUAAAUACACAAUAUAUCAGGUUCCGGUUUCAAAAGAAUAAAAAGAACAUUUUAUGAGGCCACUAAAAUAAGAUUUCUACAAAGCUUGGUUGAAAAGAUACUUGCAAGUUUGUAAAUGGAGUUAACCAAUUUUAAUAACCUCAUUCGUGACACUGUAACGCUAACUGAGUGCAAGCAGUGUGGCUUGCUGCUGUGUUAGUGUAACCUACAGUACCGUCCAUUACAUUAGGUGGAAUAUAUUCUUUAGUAAAGACAAUAUCUCUCGCUCUCUCUCUGUCUCUACCACAUUGUGCGCUCAUUAUACUGUAUGCAUGGAUAUCGGAAAUUAUUCAUAUGCAAAAUAAAAUCUGAUAUUGAAGGAG